GCUUUUGUGAACAAGUCAGCCGGAUUGUCGCAUGAUCGUACAUACUCGAUGUCCACUUUUUUUAUUUUUCUCGAGCUCCCUUAUGUACGAGAAAAAUCUUGAAGGGAUGUGCUUUGUUUUAUCGCUUUGGAUGUAGCCUUCUUUAAGUUGAGCAACACAAGCCGAAUUGUUUUCAAAUAUUUUUGUGGGCUUUUUCUCGUUGACUAUUUUGUUUGAUUCUUGUAUGUGGUGACUCAUUAACCGAAAGCCACACACAUUCUCGACAUGCUUCGUGAAGCGCAAUAGUCUUUGCAUGAUUCGAAGAUGUCGCAACCAGAUUUUGUUUCUGGGACCGCCAAGAGAUCGCGGCUCCACCAAUUGUAAAUGGCAUGUAUCUGCAAAACUAUACCAAACUCGGAGUUUCUAGGUAAACCAAUCCUGAAUCAAUACGUACCUCGGAGAGAACUGACAUGUUCUCGACGCCAUUCUAAUUUUCAUAAAUAUGAAAUGAGCUGUAUCUUGCAAAGACAUUAGUGUCUAAAACUAUAUUUUAUCAAAUACAACUUGCAAGACAUAUAAGCUCACAAAUGUUUUAUUACCAUAUGCAUCUCCAAAGUACUUAUUUAUAUAAGAUCUUACCUGGAUCUUUUAAAAUAACAUCUCUUUUAACAUCAAGAGAUCUGUUUACCAUUGGAGUACUCAAAGGAGUCGAUUUAUUCAUACAAAAACGUUUCAAUAACCUUUUCGUAUGAUUUGAUUGAUGCACAAUUAUUCUUUCUCGGAGAUGCUCUAUCUGGAGCCCAAGACAAAACUUUGUCUUGCCGAGUUCUUUCAUUUCAAACUCCUAUUUCAUAUGAGUUCGAGCAUCAUCAACCUCCUUUUGAGUUCCAAUUAUGUUCAGGUCAUCACAUGCGUCCGGAUUGCUUUAAUCCUUAUAGUGAUCGCUGUAACUUGACCGAACAAAUCUCCUUGGAUUUUUCUUUGAAUGCCCCUCGCAUUUUCAAUCCCUCAGGGAGUUUCAUAUAUAUAUCGUUAUCCAACGAUCCAUACAAAUAUGCAGUCACAACGUCCAUGAGAUGCAUCUCAAGAUUUUUAGACGCCGUUAGGCUCAUCAAAAAUCUAAACGUAAUUGCAUCUAUUACCGGAGAAUACGUUUCCUCAACAUCAAUUUCCGGUCUCUGAGAAAAUAUUUGGGCAACUAAUCAGGUUUUAUACCGUAUUACUUUUCUCACGAAUACCCACUUAUACCUAACAAGAUUUAUAUUCUCAGGCGUUAUGACUAUAGGUCCAAAGACAUUCCUUUUAUUUAGGGAGAAUAAUUCAAUUUGAAUGGCUCCUCCCAAUCAUGUCCUUUUAACAUUCUAAAAUGGACCUUGGAUCGUGAUCAUCACUUUUAUGAUCGAUCUCUUUGGACACAUAAAAGGAGAAUAUUCCAUCAACAUCUUUUAUCUUAUAACUUUUUUUAUCAAGGGUGUAGUUGAUGGAAAUCUCAUACUUUUCUGUUCCCUUUUCGUCAUCGGGAUCAUCUUUAUUUGGUUCAUCUUGAACCUUUUUAUCUAUGCCUUCUUUCAGACAUUUUUCAGUAUCAGGUUCUUCUGGAACCUUUCCACUUAUGCCUUCUUUCAGACAUCUUUCAAUAUCAGGUUCUUUUGGAAUCUUUCUUCUUUGCUCAACAAAUUUCUUUUUCUUUCAGGAAUUUUUAUCUUUAGAACCCUCUAGUCUCCCCCCUCUUUAACUGAACCCUAGGUUCAUUCAUUUUGUUACCAUCAGUUUGUUCUUUAGGAACAUCAAAUCUGGAUGGAACAUUUUCUGCGGGUAUAUCAUGUCGUAUCUGUGAACACACUUAGUAACUGGUUUGUCAAAUUAUGCAAAUGCAUAAUUUCCUGAAUUUUCAGCCCUCUUUGAUUCGUAGGGGACCAAAGUGUAACAACAACUGUGUACACCAUGUAAUCUCUUUAGGAAUUUCUCAAAUUCCUCCCCCUAACGCAGGAAAUUCAUCCUUCGCCAAAUCGUGCCGUAAACAUAUCACCAGUUAUUGGUUCAAGAUACCUUAUAUACGGCUUGUUCUAACUCAUUCAGAGUUUUAUAUAUUCCCGAGAGUAUCUUUAACUCUCCAGGGACUACUAAACAUCAAGAUGCAACUUAAGUUAUUUUUUUCCUGCCAGACAUUUCAAUAUAUUUCAUCUAUUUUAAAUUUUCUCCAGUGACCUUGGAACAAGCCGUUUUUCAUACCUCAAGGUCAUCUUUCAUUUCAUUCUUUGGAGAAAUAUAUACCUUGGACUUUUGGUCCAAAAAUCUCUCGUUAUUCUAACGAGCUUUAUAUCGAAUUGAUGGCCAAUCAAUUCACUCUACCCUCAUACAUAGAGGUAGACUCAUAAUCUUUAUUUUUAUAGCGCUUUUUCAUUUAUUUAUUGUCAACAAUCUAUUUUCUCUUUGAUUCCAUCUUUUUAUCCGUACUGAUAUGGUUAAUCGAGAUCUCUUUGUCAUCAUGGAUGAUUUACCCAGGUACCUGACUGUUACAUUAACCAUAUCAACGGUCUCAUCAUGAGAUUCAUCCUCUAUUUAUAUUUUUGCUGUUUUUCGAGGACUCUUUGGAACCAAAGUGGUCUAUCACGUCUCUAGCGUGCCAUAGACUCAUAUAUCGUCCAUUUAUGACACUAUUUUUUUAUUGGAGCAUUUUCAGCUGUAAUAUGAGAUAUCAUUAUUUCAUCAAAAUGUCUGGCAGGCUGAUGGAAUAUCAAUAUGAGAUUAUUCUACUUUUCAAGGGAGAUUUGCUAAAACCAACCCAAAUAUUCAAGUCAAAUAUAAAAGUGUACCCCACUUUCAGUCAAAUGCAAAACCAACCUAAAGGGGUAGUGAAAGUACUAUUUAACCCUUAUGACCAAACAAAAAACAUAAAUGUAUUUUACGUUUUUAUCCUUUGGAAGUCUACACGUAAAAAACGAAGUCUACAAAUGUUUAGACUUUCUUAGAAGUCUACCUUAUAGACUUAGUUUGUAGUCUAUACUCUAAUUUGAUCUAAAAUUUUAAUUUUGAAAAUGUAUAAAAAUAAUUAUAGUGAUAUUUUUAACUAAUCAUCAAUAUAAUGGAUAAUAUGAACUAAAUAAAUUAAAAUUUCAUAUAAUUGAAUAAUUUUCAAGAAUAUAUACUAAUUUGGUUAUCAUGUGUUGGACAAUGUUUAUAGUUUACAAACAAAAGGUUAUAACAUGUUAUGUCUUUUAGUGGUUGAUUUCAUAGGGUUAGAUUUUAGAUUUUGUUUUUUUUUGUUUUAUUAACUUAAAUCAGCAUAUUAAUGUUUAGUAGUUUAUAUUUUGUAUAAUUGGGACUUUUUGAUUAUCAAGCAAAACAUUUAGGGUUUGAUAUUUGGGGUUUAGGGUUUCGUAGACCUACAGAAAAGUCUAUUUAGCUGGAGACGUCCUUUUCAGUCUAUUUUAUUGGUGUUCACAUAAAAUCUUUUUAUUUUAAAUUAAAUUUCCAUAUUUAUGAAUAAGAAUGUUAAAUCAUAUAUUAAUAAAUAUAAAAAAUAAAUAAAAAAUUUAGUAAGUUAUCUUUUUAAUUUUCGCAAAUAAUAAAGGGAAAGAAAAAAAUCGUUGUAGACUGACAAAGAAGUCCACAUAUCAAAUUUAACCUAACCGGAUUUAACCAAUAUAAUAUUAACCAAAUCGAAUUUAAACCAAACCUCUUUUAACCUAACCAGAAAAGUUACCCAGAAUAUAAAUACGAUUUGUUAAGCUUUUUGGGGUAAAAAAAACCCUAAUCCCCGCCGUUCUCUCUCUCAUGCGAUUUUCGGGGAGAUUUCCGGCGAACUCUAGCCACACCGUUUCCGCCGCUUAAACUAGUCGUUGUCCACUCCGUCGCUCUGGUAAGUUAAAUGUCUUCGGCUUGUCUUCGGCUUCGUCCGCUCCGUUGCUAAAAGUAACCACCUUUACCUUUUUCUUUUUCAGAUCUGAGCCGGCGACUUCCAAAUCUCUGCUUCCUGUCAGUCUCACGGCUUCUACUCUAGCGAGCUAACAAACUGUGUUUCAUCUUUUCAGGGAACGAACGGUACGUCAUCUCUCUAUGUCUUCUCUCGUUUAACUAAUAACCUAACUAGUUGACUUAUAUUCCUGUAACCUCUCUCUUAGUUUGUUAACUAACCUAUUAGUUUCUUCUCUAAUCCAUUUUCUGCUUCCGGUCAGUCUACUUUAAGGUACACAUCAUUGUUGAUAUGUAGACAUAUUUUUUGAAUUGUUGUAUACUGUUUUUGGCUUCCGUCGAAGGAUGACAAAUUUAGUUUGGUUAGAUGGUUUCGUAUUCUCGAUUUAUGAUAGAGUUUGGGUUAUUAAUUUAGUUUGAAUGGUUAAUUCUCGUGUAGACUUCAUUUUGAUUUGUAGACUUCUCGGAUAGACUUCAUCUUGCAUUGUAGACUUCUCGGGUAAACUUCAUCUUGCAUUGUAGACUUCUCGUGUAGUCUUCACUCUGCAUUGUAGACUUCUCGUGUAGACUUCACUCUGCAUUGUAGACUUCUCGUGUAGACUUCAUUCUGAAUUGUAGACUUCUCGCAUAGAAUUAAUUUUGAAUUGUAGACUUCUUUUAUUCGUUUGUAAACUUCUCUUGUGUAAUUUUUUGUUUGUGCUUUUUUGCUGCAGGUUUCAAAAUGGAUAAACUUGAUUUCCCACAAAGGCUGUAUAGUGUAGGCCAGGAACCUUUUCCGAAUAAAAGCAUUGCCUACUACAGCAAUGACAGCAAGCUCUUCCCUGCUCUUAAAGAAGCACUCGAGGCAGAUGAAUGGGAGGAGCUCAAGAACUCGAGAGUAGGAGUGUUCUUAAAGUUCCACGAAAUGAAGUUUGGAUGGGCUUCAAGGCUGGUGCACUAUAUACUGUGUUUUCAGCUUGACUGCAAGAAGAAGUUUGAGUUGUGGAGUCUCGUAGGUGUUGAACCAUUGAGGUUUUCUCUGCAUGAAUUUGAAGAGAUAACUGGCCUGAACUGCGAGUAUGUGAAGAAUCUCGAGAAUCCGUUGGUUGAGGUAACGGCUGACAUGAAAGCAUUUUGGGCGCAGAUGGGAGUGAAUUUCGACCGGGGGCCAAGUAUUGAUGAAUUAACUGCAGCGUGUCAGAUGUGCAGAACAUGGUCUCGAGAUGAUCGGCUGCGUUUAGGGUAUCUAGCCAUCUACGCUGGCUUCAUCGAAGCAAGAAGAACCUCGUCACCCACACGGGCUAGCCUGGCUAGGUUAGUGAUGGAUCUAGAUGCUUUUGAAGAUUAUCCGUGGGGAAGAGUAGCCUUUAAAUUCUUGAUGGAGUCGGUGAAGGGUGUAGACUUGACAAAGACGUAUGCUAUUGAAGGCUUUGUUCAGGUUCUUCAAGUCUGGGUCUACUGCUGUCUCCCUGAAUUCGGAGCUGGGUAUGGUCUCCCUAUAGAAGGUUCUCCGACCCCACCUCUACUUGCCUUCUUAGGUGCCAAAGGCCAGAGAAGACUCCAGGAGAAUAUCUUGAAACAGACUAGGACUAAGAACUUUGCUAUGAAGGAUUACUCUGAAAUGUUCCCUCGCUGGGAUGGUGAGCUGGAAGAUGAGAAGGCUGAUAACAUAGUGAAGGCAAUGUUUUCUUCAGGCUGGGCGUGGGAACAAAGUCACUGGCCUCUUGUCGGAACAAAACUGUGGACAAAUGUGAAGGUGGAGAUCCAUCCGAUGAAGACAGAAGCUGGUCAGAUGAUGCGAAGCUUGAAGACAGUGUCCCCUUCUCGCACAGAGUCUGAUGCAGAAUCACGCAAAAAGGCUCGUGAGUCCCCUGGCCUGGAUGUGGAGACCAUGAAAGGAGAAAUAGUUCGUUGGCUAACUGGCCUGACUUCUAAUAUGGUUGAGGGGCUGAGCAGAUGCGAGAACACUCUGAAGACACAAUCCCACAUGAUUGAGGGCCUUACAACUCAAGUGGGAGCUGUUGAGAAGAUGGUGCGUGAAGGUUGGAAAGAAGACCACACCAAAGCUGGUUCAUCUACUGAUGUACCUGAGGCAAACAAAUCUGAUGGAGACAAAGCUAAGAAGGACAGCGCUGAAGGAAGCAAAGGUGAUGAAAGCAAAGGUGAUGAAAGCAAAGGUGAUGAAAGCAAAGGUGAGGAAAGCAGAGCCGAGGAAAGCAGAGCCGAGGAAAGCAAAGCUGCGGAAACAGCUCCCAAAGGAAUGACAACAAGAGCCAAAGCUAGAGACACCCAAGCCACUGUGGUUAGUACCAAAACAUCUCCCAAACCACUUGAUCCGAAAAGAGGAAAAAAAUCAGUGAAAAAGAAGUAA
Messenger RNA from Brassica napus (rape), 6244 nucleotides. RefSeq lists its product as uncharacterized. The transcript is spliced from 2 exons. The record is from RefSeq and is a predicted model, not a curated record. The coding region runs from base 4616 to 6244 and encodes 542 amino acids. NCBI's taxonomy places the organism in Eukaryota, Viridiplantae, Streptophyta, Magnoliopsida, Brassicales, Brassicaceae.